Messenger RNA from Phytophthora sojae, 687 nucleotides. RefSeq lists its product as hypothetical. NCBI's taxonomy places the organism in Eukaryota, Oomycota, Peronosporomycetes, Peronosporales, Peronosporaceae. The record is from RefSeq and is a predicted model, not a curated record. The transcript has a single exon. The coding region runs from base 368 to 682 and encodes 104 amino acids.
AGAAGUGCUUACACACCAUACAGCAGCGCUUCACUGGCAACUCCAGCGGAGAUCACUACUUGUAGAUGCCGACGUCCACAUCGCGCGAUCCCGAAUCGCGCCGCCGCACGAUCGAGCCAUUGGCUGCACCGCCAGAUUACCCCAUCUUUGCACUUCGUUACUGCAGCCGCCGCACGGAAUCGGCGCCUUGGCUUCUCUGCGGGGGCCAACUUCAGCCUUCUUCGACGCGCUCUUUGCGCUGACUGUUUCGUUCCCUUCGCUGCCGGAAUGACGGCUCGGUCGCGCAGCCACAGGCCAUGGCGCCCUCACUUCCCAAUUUGCAUCGCGACCCUCCAGCAGCUCUGCACCAAGCCUCACACCGCCGAAGAUGAACGCCCACACGCGCUUCGCCCUGCCGAUGAACACGCACGGCAACCUCAAGUACCUGACCGACAAGACUCUGGCCAACGCCGACCGCGCCGACAGCCAGCCCACCAACAAGCCCACCACGGUCACUAGGCCGAGACGCGACUCGUCCGCCUCGAAGCUCGCGCAGAAGAUGAAGAUGCUCUUCUCGGACAAGAACGCGAAGACAGCAGCGCCGACGCCUGAGGAAGAGGCCGCGGCGAACGAGAGGAAGCGCUCGACUAUGUGCCGGCUCCUCGGCGCGCACGCAUUCGAGCACAUGGGCCGUCGUCGCUAGUGCGC